Molecule: messenger RNA, 6435 nt
Organism: Anolis carolinensis (green anole)
Lineage: Eukaryota; Metazoa; Chordata; Lepidosauria; Squamata; Anolidae
Gene: ttc3
Product: tetratricopeptide repeat domain 3
Exons: 47
Coding region: 138-6089 (1983 amino acids)
Molecular function (GO): protein binding
Source: RefSeq, a predicted model, not a curated record
UUCGAAGGCGUGACGUCACGGCGGCGGCUGGCCAAUGAGGAGGCGGGGCGAGUCUGAGGCGGGCUGCACAGUGCUGACGGGGCCCAGUCGGAGCAGGAAAAGCGAGGCGGUGGAACAAAAGGCCCUGGCGGUGGAUCAUGUGUUGGGCAGACACAUUCCUUUUCUUCAAGAGUGAGCAGUUUGUGGCCACCCAGACAUUGUUCAGCUGCAACUUCCAGCGCUUCUUAUCAGUGGGACCAUGCAGUAUGGAAAAUCCUACAUAUGAAGAUUUCAGUCCAAUCCCAUUUUAUAGUACUUACAUUAGACCAUGUUGUGAAUUGGCUCGAGCACAAUUCGUAAAGUGUUCUUCAAAGAAAUAUAAAACAGGUGAUAUCUGUAAAAUAUGGUGUGGCAAGCCUGUUCAUGAAUUGCAGAAAUAUUGUGAUGUUAUUAAAAUAUGCACCUUCAGACCACUGCUGUUUGUGCCUCAGUGUAAUGACCCCCAAAAAAUUCAUGCUCCCAGCGAUUGUCAAUUUGGUGAACUAAAUUUGGAGAGGCUGUAUCAAAUAGAGGUUUUAGAAGAUGUUACUAAUAUUGCCAAAAAGUUUGUGAAUGAUCCAUUUUUCAUCAAUGGCAUAUUGAAAAUCGGAACUGAAAUAGACAAUAGAAUCUUCAGUAUAGUGGAAGCUCUUGACUGGGUAAAAUACGCAAAUGACAUUGGUAUUUUACAAAAAUUAGAAAAGCUUGGUGAUUACUGUUGGCCUUUUCUAGAAAUUUUCUUUGCUGAAUAUAAGCAUCAUAUAAGUAAAGUUGUGCUGGAGGAUUAUGAUUUAUUGGAAGCAUUUGAAUCUCAGUAUUGUGAAAACUGUGUAAAGAAAAGUGAGAUUAUGAAAAAGAGGGGAAAUGAAGCAUUUGCUAAAGAGAAGUUUGAUAUUGCUGUUAGUGCCUAUACAAAAGCUAUAGAAUUAUGGCCUGAAAAUCACCUCCUUUAUGGCAACCGAGCGCUGUGUUUUAUUCGAACUGGACAAUAUAUGAGAGCCCUAUGUGAUGGAAAGAGAUCCAUCAUUCUGAAACCCAAUUGGCCAAAGGGGCACUAUCGAUUUUGUGAUGCUCUAUCUCUCCUGGGAGAAAAUACAAAAGCUCUACAGGCAAACGAGAAAGGUCAGGAACUGUGCAAAGAAAGUCCUGAAGGAAUUAAAGAUCUUACUCAGCAACAUGAGAAAUUAAGAAAACAAAUAGGAGACAUUAGAGGCAUGAAACAAAAUAAACACAGAAUGAAGAAAUUGGGCCUUCAUAAAAAUUUUUCAGAAUCUUUGUCAGUUUAUACUGAAUCAAAGAAAUUUGACAUUGAAAGGAGAAAACAACCUGAUUUACACAACCACCUCUAUCAGCAAAAGCAAACAAAGAUGCCAAGUAAUACAUUAACAAAAGAAAAUCAGGAUAGAUUAUCAGAAUCUGCCUCAGGACUGAAUGAAAAUCCAAGGAAACCAAAGAGCAAAAUGGGUGAUUCUGAAAAGGCAAGAGACCAGCUGAAUUUGAAAAGUGAACAGAAUGCUUGUGGUGGCACUGUACAGCAGAUGAAUGUUAUAACUUCUCUGGAAAGUUUGAAGACUCAUAUUAUGCAAGGAUGCACAUCUUUGAUGGAUCAACGUUUUCACAGUGCUGAAAAAUUCUUUGGACUUUUAUUGAAUAGUAUAGAUUCAACCCAUCUAAAGAAACUAAAUCUUACUGUCGUUGAUAAUGUUAUAAUAAUCUAUGGAUAUGCCACAUCUCUUAUUGGAAUAGGACAGCCUGAGGAACUAACCAAGGCCAAAGACCACUUCAGUAAUAUAAUUGAGCAGUAUCAGAAAGUGAGAUUUGAUUGCUUAGCACACUAUGGAAUUGGAAAAGUAUAUUUAAGACAAAAUCGGUUUUCAGAUGCUCUGGAGCAGUUUAUGAAAUCGAAGACCAUGGUUAAUCAUAAAAUGGUUCCUGGUGUAUUGACGUGGCCUACAACUUCAAUAGUUAUUGAAGAGACAAGGAUAGAAAAAUUACAAGUAAUAUUACAAGAUUGUAUUGAAGAAUGCAGGUUUCCUCCAAAUCCAGAUGCAGUUUGUAGCUAUCAGCACUGCCGAGCACAAAAAAUCAAAAUCUAUUUUAGUGAUCCAGAUUUCAAGGGUUUUAUACGUGUUGCCUGCUGUGAACAAUGCAUAGUAGAGUUUCAUGUAAGCUGUUGGAAGAAGCUGAAAGCAACAAGAUACAGUGAUAAAAAUGACAAGGAUAUUCUUAGAGAGUUGUGCCUUACUCCGGAUUGUGGAGGACUCAUUUCUAAAAUUGUCAUCAUCGAUGCUUCUGGUUUUGUCAAGUGUGAGUUUGAGCAAAAAAUAAAAAAGAAGACUAUACCAAGACCUAUAGUUAAACAAAAAUGCUCCAGUUCUAGGAACAUUGAAAGAAAGCAACAGAGAAAAUUGAAGAGAAAAUUUAUGAAAGAAGAGGUCUCUGUGCAAUUAAGAGAACUUGCUGAAGCAUUUCAUAGAGAGGACUGUCCAGCAAGAGAUGCUAGUAAAAAAGGAAAUCUUGAGAAUUUUUUCCCUGACGACUCGGUUCUGCAGCUUAUUUUACGCCAUUCUGUGAACAUACGAACGGGUGUACACGAUGCCUUCAAGCUUCUUAAUGAAUUGCUUUCAUGGUCGGUACUUAGUGAAGAGAAAUUUGCAGAAUUUUCUACAAGUUGUGGAUCAUCAACUGAAGUAAUGGACCAGCUCAUACACCUUUUAGCUGCUAAAAAUGAGAGAGUGAAGACAAGAAUUUUUGUUCAUGUUUUAAGCGAGCUUGAAGAAGUAGAACCUAAAUUACAUGACUGGAUGAAACAUCUUGACAAUAAUGGUUUAAAAGCUACAGAGUCCUUUAUAUCUCAAUAUGGAGUCUACAUUAUAGAGGCUGAUUUUAAAGUGGUAGCAGUUCUUUGGGAUGAGAAAUAUGGUAUUAAACUUGGCAAGAAGUUUGGCUGCACAUCAGAAGACAUGGAUGAAAUACUAGAUUACUUAGAAAAUUUAACAAUGAUAGAAUCUCGAUAUUUACUAUGGCUGUUGGAAGAGAACAGAGAGAAUUUUCCAUUUUAUUGUCAGUAUUUAGAUGACUAUUUUGAUAACUGGGAUAAUCCUUUUACUGUAGUAAGGAAGGAGGAAACUGAAACUACUUCAAAUAAUGCUAUCAAAGUUAAAAACAGAAAUAGAAAAAAGGCAAAGGAAUCAAAGGCUAUUUUAGUUGUACCUGGUGGAGUAAGUACAAUAGCUCGAGAAGAAGAUAAUAUAUUUUCAGAAGAAAAUACCUUAGGUUAUAUGAAUUCACAUGAGCCAUUCAGAAUUCCAGAUAGUCUUCACGACCAGGUGGAAAUAUUUGAAUCUUUGUAUAAUAAUGGUCCUUCCAGUAGCAGUUAUCAGAGAAUUUUGGACAAUUAUCCUGAUCCAACGUGUGAAAGCUUAUAUGACUAUUUUUCUCAAAUCUUGGAAGAACAUGGUCCUAUGGAAAUUGAUCAUCCAUUGUUAGUUGGAGAAUAUGAACACUUCCCUGCAGACACUUGCAAGAUUGUGGAGGAUGCUGGUGGUCUGAAAUCUUUUCUUUUGGAAUCCUUACGUUUUGUUAUGAUGGGCGAUCUUAUUGGCUUGAUGAAACAUGCAGUUAUGCUGAAGGAAAAUGCAGAUGUAACUGGACUUGAUGAAAGAACUGGAAAUGAGGAGGAAAAUGACUCAGCCUGCUCACAUCGUGCAGAAAAUUACUCCCAACACAAACUACGUUUAAACCCAGCUGCAAAAGAAUUCAAGCCCACUUCAUAUUUUAAUGAACCUUCUGUGGUAAUGCCUUCUAAUACAGUAAUCCGUACUGGAUCUACCAACCAUUCCUCAUUUAAUUCUUUUAUGGACACAUAUUCUAUUUCUAGUCAGAUGGCUGAAACAACAGCAUCACAACCAACUAUACCUGAAGUCGAACAAGCAUUUGUAAAUGCAGUUCAUUUGAAGUGUCAGGAUGUGAGAUCAUUUCCCAUGCUUUCUGAAACACGAAUUUUGACAGAUACUUUGGAGCAACCUGAAUUGGAGUGUGUGGAUUAUGAUGAUUACCUUGAUUCUGACAUAGACACAAUAUUGGAAAGCAAGUAUAGUAUUGGUAAUAAUGUGACAAAUGAUGAGGUGCAAAUGUCCCCAAAGCCUCAGUUCACUCCAGUGGAGUCUGACAUUCACAUUUCUGAAAAUGAUAUUUCUCAGUCGGAGAAUCAUUGUAAUGAAACUACAAAAAUGGAAAAUGAGAAUAAGACAAUAGCAAGGAACAACCCCCGUUCAAGGAUGGUUGCUGUCCAGGUAGAUCAAGAACAGACAGACAAGGGAGUUAAUACUUUACCUCUUUCUCCAUACGAGACCCAACAAGGAGAUAUGUUACGUAUGGAAAAAGAACAUCAUGUACUACAAGAACAACUCAAAGAAGCAAGUGAAAAAUAUGAACAGCUUAACUGUCGAAGCUCUGAAGAAAUCAGUGUUUUAGAAGAUGAAUUAACCCUUCUAGUGAAAGGAAACAAGCUCACUAAGAGAGAACUGGAUUGGAUUCACCAAGAUGUGGAACUUGAGAUGAAAAAAUGGCAACAAGAGAAAAGAUUAAAUCAGGAGGAAUUAAAAACAGGAAAGAGUGAAGUAAAGAAGCACACAGAAAUCAAUGAAAUAUACCUGAGAAAUAUUGAAGAAAAGGAUAAGCAGUACAAACGGUACUUGGAUAAUUUCCUUGAGAUCAGUAAUAAGUUUGAAAAUGAAAAAGUAAAAAUGGAAGCACUUAUAAAGAAGAGCCAUGAUGAAAAUCAAGAAUGUAUUAAGCGAGCUGUUGCAGCAGAGAUAUCAGUUCUUCAAAACUGGAAAGAGACUGAAUUAUAUAAAUUAUUCAGAAAAGUAACAUAUGCAGAAGCCAAUCUCAAAUAUCUAGAGUUUAUGACCAGCCGUUCCACAGUGCCACAAUCAAAAUUACAAAUUGAAUCUUGGGAGACCUAUAUUUCUAAUCUUAAGGAAAAAAUGAGAAAAGCAGAGAAUGAAUUUGAAGAAAGAAUUUGCAUGGUGAAAAGUGGUGCCCUUUUAAACAACAUCCCCAUGGUGGAAAUUGCAGAACUCCAGCCUCCUAGUGGUUUGCCAUCAGCAACGUGUGAGUGGCCUCUCAUUAAUGAUCCAGCUAUUGUAAUGUAUUCAGCUACAGCUCCAUACUUCCCUUCUCCAUUUUCAAAUGUGAAUGAUAAUAAUCCUCUACACCCUGUGGUUACUGUACACACCGAAAAUAAACCUAGUAAAGGUUCUAGACCUCUUUUUGCUAAGCAGGACUUUGGAGAGGCACUCUUGGAAUCAAAAGGACAGUCGCUUUCUGAUCAUGUUUGCCUGCCUGAGUCACCGAAGAGCUCUAGAAGGCCAGCCCAGGCCACUCAGCCACAGCACAGUGCUCCAGAGGAACCAUCCGCAGCAGGAAUGUUGGGUCACGUCAAAACUAUAAGCAAGCCACUCCUCCCUAAAUCAUCUACAAAUAUCAUUGCUCAACUCAGAACUAUAUUUCCACACCAUACAAGUUCAGAACUGGAGAAUUUCAUUGAAGAAGUAAAAGUCAAGAAUAGGAAUAAGCUGAGCACUGAUGAGCUGCUUAGCAGAGUAACAGAAUUUAUUCUGGAUCAUCCAAAUAAGAAAAAGGCUCUUUCUUCUUCAUGGAAAAUUGAAAAGCCACCCUCCAAUGCUUACGGGCAGAACAGAAAUCAAAAAGUAUUGAAGUUGUCAGGACAAAAUUUGCCUAACCCAGCAAAGUCUAGAGUUACUAAUGAAAACACAAAAAAGAAAACUUUGUCUUCUCAGUCUGUUCAGAUGCCUUGGAAAACUGUUGGAGAAACAUCAAAAUCCAAGUGGAAGAAACCAAGUGAUACGGAUAAUGAUCCCUGUGUGAUCUGUCAUGAGGAAUUAAGUUCAGAAAUGUUGCAAAUGCUAGACUGCGGACAUAGAUUUCAUAAAUUGUGUAUUGGCCCAUGGAUUAAGGAGCACAGUACCUGUCCAACAUGUCGCCAUCAUGUUCUUUUACAUGAAGAAUAUCCUGAACUUCCUGGACGAAAAAGAACCACUUAGAUGAUGUAAUAGAGAUUAACAAGAAAAUGUGAUUCAUAUUAUGUAGAAUAAUGAUUAUGAUUUGUGUAGUGUGCUCCGUAUAUUUAUGGAGUAUUAUAAGUACAGUGAGUGAACUUUUAAACAUAUUACGAAUACUGCCAUUUUUUCUAACAUCUAGUCAAAUGAUUUCUUCCUUUGGGACACUUCUUCCGAGAUUUCAAAUUGUUUUUAUUCUCUUUGCAGUAGUAAUUUGAUAUAUAUAACCAAAAGAUAAUUUCAUUGCCGAACAAGUAGAUAUAUGGUCAAGAUUUUCUCAAUGGCUAUCAUUUCCCUAAAUUAAACUAUAUUAAUAAACAAUUUUAACGUA